CUAAAGACUCAUUUCAAUAUACUGGCAAACGGAUAUUGCGUGAAUUUGAAGAAAGUGACCAACUCGCUUCUUCAGGGAACUCUUCAAGUAAUAUUCGAGUUGCUUCAGUUGCCUCUAACAAAUCGUGGUUAUGUAUGGAGCGAAGAGGACGUUGGAGGCAGGUCAAUAUUUGACCUAUUUGGCGAUUGUUUUGAUGCUGACAUCGAUUCCCUUCGUGCCUCUAUUCUGGACGUUCCUUCCAACCCUGCUUCCACGAAAAUGGAUGAGAAUGAGAUCGAUUUAGAUGAUUUGGACGAAGAGGACGAAGAUUCUCCAACCGUCGUCAUGGGUCCUGCUCUGCCGCCUCCUUCGGCGCUUCAGUCUUCGAUGGAGGAGCAGUCCGAUAGGCUCAUCGGUCCCACGAUUCCGGACGAGAUCUUGGCGGUUCUUUCGCAGGGAGCGGUGGUGCAGGUGGAGAACUCGGACGAAGAGAUCGGUCCUGCUCUGCCCGGCGAAGAAGCGCGGAAACCGACGGAGGAAGCUCUGGCGCAAGUGAUGCAAAAGCGGGAAGCGCGCGAGCAGAGGACCGAGGGGAAGAAGCUGGAGCGCUGCGAGUGGAUGACGAUGCUUCCCGACAGCGCGAUUUCGUCGGCGUUCGCAGCAACGCGGCCUCGCCGCUUCGCCAAUCUGCCUCCGGGAUGCACCAUGGAUCCGAGCUGGACGGAAACUGCGGAGGAGCGAGCGAAGAGGGAGCGCGACUACUUGUCGAAGCACGUCAUCGGCGGUCUGAGCGAGGAGAGCGAGAAGGAGAAGGAAUCGGCGAUGACGAAGGAGCGCGAGCGCGAAUUGGACGCGUACUUCGAGCAGCUGGACAAGGAGAGAGAGUCGCUGUCGCAGAUCUACCAGCGCGUGGGCGAUCUCGCUCCCGUUUCCCUCCUAGAUCCGAAGGGAGAAAGCAGAGAAGGGACAGAGGGAUGAUCGCUACUCGCGCGAGGCGCUGUUUAAAAGACCUCGUCGCUCGUCGAGCGGUCCGAACGGUCCGAACGGUCCGAACGGUCCGAACGCGGGAAGCGGAGGCGAGUUCCUGGCUCACGGCGGGUCGUUGAAGAGUCGCUUUGGAUCUGUAUCCUACCAGACGGGGUCGUUGU
Blastocystis hominis is the source of this 1127-nucleotide messenger RNA. RefSeq lists its product as hypothetical. NCBI's taxonomy places the organism in Eukaryota, Bigyra, Opalinata, Blastocystidae. The transcript has 5 exons. Bases 535 to 957 code for a protein of 140 amino acids. The record is from RefSeq and is a predicted model, not a curated record.